This is a messenger RNA of Alternaria arbusti, 1236 nucleotides long. RefSeq lists its product as uncharacterized. Gene Ontology annotation, biological process: protein N-linked glycosylation. Gene Ontology annotation, molecular function: alpha-1,6-mannosyltransferase activity. Lineage: Eukaryota; Fungi; Ascomycota; Dothideomycetes; Pleosporales; Pleosporaceae. The transcript has 2 exons. Bases 1 to 1236 code for a protein of 411 amino acids. The record is from RefSeq and is a predicted model, not a curated record. Gene Ontology annotation, cellular component: mannan polymerase complex.
AUGCGCACGCGACCCAGGGCACCUCCACCCAAGCUUCACCUCAAUAUUGCAAUGGCUCCCCAUUCCCCAAUUGCAGCGCACUUCUCGGGCAAGCUCACGAGCCAAGUGAGAAGGGUCCUGCCUGCAUAUCUUGCCCUGCUUUUCAUCUUCUUGUUCUUCGCCAAUACACACUUCUUUACUACACCCAUUCGGGCUGCCAACAAUUACAGGCGCGAGCUCAGAUAUCAACAGCCACUGCAGCUAAAAAGUGAUGUGAUUCCGAGGAAGAUUUGGCAGACAUGGAAGGUCGGCCCUCUAGGCUUCGAGAAACGCGACUCGGAUUCAGCGAAGACCUGGCCGGCGAAGAACCCCCGGUAUCGGUACGAGGUUUUGACGGACGAUAACGCGAACGAUUACCUCGAAUUCCACUACGGCGCUCACGGUAUCAACAGACCAGACCUUGUCAACCUUUACCGAGAGCUUAACAUAACGAUCAUCAAGGCUGACUUGCUUCGUUAUCUCGUCAUGUACGCCGAGGGUGGCGUGUAUGCCGACAUAGAUGUGGAAUGUCUCCGUCCUAUCGAUCGAUUCAUACCCGAGCGGUACAUUGAGGAGGAGGUCGAUAUGAUUAUUGGUGUCGAGAUUGACGAGCCAACCUUCGCCGAGCACCCCAUCCUUGGUGGCAAGUGCAAGUCCUUUUGCCAAUGGACGUUCGCCGCCAAGCCCAGACUGCCAGUCAUGAUGAGGCUCAUGGAGAACAUACAAGCGUGGCUACAUGAGCUGUCGCAUCAGAAAGAGGUCGAGAUAUCAGAGCUGCAGCUAGACUUCGACGAGGUCAUAAGCGGGACGGGUCCUUCUGCGUUCACAAAGGCUGUAUUGGAGCAGAUGACUGCACAGAAUCAAGGCAAGCCGGUUACCUGGGACCUCUUCCACAAUCUUGCGGAGUCGAGACUCGUCAAUGGCAUCCUAGUGUUGAAUGUGGAAGCUUUCGCAGCCGGCCAAGGCCACUCGGACUCCGGUAACCAUGACUCAAGGGGGGCUUUGGUAAAGCAUCACUAUCAUGCUUCGGGAUGGCCGACACUCCACCCGCGCCGCAAUCACCCCAUGUACGGCGAGGUAGAGCAAUGUAACUGGAAGCCUGAGUGUGUAGCAGAAUGGGACAAGAACGUCGCCGAAUGGGAUACGCUCCCUAAAGAAGAGCAGGAUAAGCGCAUCGCCAGCAAACCGGCACCGCCCGGUGGCAUCAAGCCUCACUAG